Fragaria vesca subsp. vesca is the source of this 753-nucleotide messenger RNA. RefSeq names its product enzymatic polyprotein-like. NCBI's taxonomy places the organism in Eukaryota, Viridiplantae, Streptophyta, Magnoliopsida, Rosales, Rosaceae. The transcript has a single exon. The record is from RefSeq and is a predicted model, not a curated record. Bases 1 to 753 code for a protein of 250 amino acids.
AUGCAUCCUGAUUCCAUAGCUUUGACAGCUUUUGGAACUGCUCAAGGGCAUUACGAAUGGUUAGUUAUGCCAUUUGGUUUAAAGCAAAUUCCGUCCUUUUUCCAAAGGAAAAUGGAUAAUAUCUUCAAACCAUUUGCAGAUUUUUGCAUAGUUUACAUAGAUGACAUCCUGGUCUUCUCAAAAACUAUGGAUGAGCAUUUAAAGCAUCUUGAGCAGGUGUGUAAGCUUAUUGUUCAGAAGGGAAUUAUCCUCGGACAAAAAAAGAUUCAUCUUAUUAAGGGUGAAAUUGAUUUCCUUGGCAUUCAUGUUAAAGAUGGAGAGAUUCGUCUCCAAGAUCACAUUGUUAAGAAAAUCAGCCAAUUUCCAGACAAUAUCCCAGAUGCGAAGUCUUUACAGAGAUUUUUGGGAGUUGUUAAUUUUGCGAGAGACUUCAUUCCUCAAGUUAGUAGUCUAACUGCCCUCCUCUCUCCAAAAACAAGUUCUAAGAAAAAAUGGUCUUUUACAGCUGAUGACGGUAAUACUGUCAGGAAGAUUAAAGAAUUAACAAAAAACCUUCCUCCUUUACAAUUACUUGAAGAAGGAGAUAUGAUCAUUUUGCAGACUGAUGCAAAUGAUUAUUACUGGGCAGGAGUCGUUUUAGCUAUUGCUCCAGAUACAAAUCAUGAAAAGAUUUGUAAAUUUCUAUCGGGAAAGUUUAACGCUGCUGAGUUAAACUAUUCCACCGGAGACAAGGGAAGUCCUUGCCUUAAUUAA